AACUAUAAUCAACGCAAAGAAGGGAACGCUAUCGACAAACUAUGGCUUACUGUUGAAAACAAGAAACCAAUUCUUAAAGAAAGAAACGUGAACGAAGGGACAAAUUGUAUACAAUUGGUUUCUUGUAAAGGUAUCCAUAUUAAUAAUGUUGGAAAUAAAAGAAAUUACGAGAAUGAAAAUCCAGAGACACCAGAGAUAUCAGUUGGCAACGACAGUUCCUUCUCGGAAAAUAAUAAACAUGAAAAGCAUCACGAGGAAGAUGAAGAAAUAAUUUCAUUAGAGAGUCCGAUCGUUAAGAAACUUAUAAGUAUUAGCGGAAUUGCACGAUAUAGAAUUGUCUUCUUGGCCGAGGAAAAUAAUAGUAGCCCGAUUAAAUUAGCUUUUAAAGAGGAGGAAUGGUUAAAACUUGAAAUGGAAUGGCAAAACAUUGAGGAAAUGGUUGUACCUGUAAGUAAUGGAAUAGAUACAGAUCAAGAGAAUUUAUUAAAAAAAUAUGAUGAUGCGAUCAAAAAGGCUACAAUUGGAUACAGCGUCAACUUGAGCGAAAUCGUUGGUGUCUUCAACGAGUGUACGCUUAUCAAUCGGAAUUACUAUGUAUUUUGUAAGGAGUGGCCGUUACAAUGGAUACAAUCCAUUUACAAUGCAUUUCUCGCAAUUAAUCCACUCCAUGAUAGCGAUUUAUCAGAAUACGCAUAUAGAGAUAAAAUCGUAAAUCCUCUAAUAGAAAAUGUUUUUUUGGAAAUAAAUGAAGUGAUUCGUAUGAAAACAGGCGAGGUCGAAAAUUUAGACCGCAAAGUUCAGAAGGAUUCAAAUAGAUUACCAGGAGUACGUCGUGCCACUGGUUGGGAGCACGACGCUUUAUUAAUAAUGAAAGUGAAGAGCAUCGAAUAUCAAAUAGGAUUUGGUGAGGUUGUAGGAAACGCUUGCGAACAUGAUGAUGCAAAAAUGGAGCGAGAUAGAGAAAAAAUUCUUAAGUCAAUGCAACUUGGGCUCUUUCGAUUGCGACAAGCGUUGCGAGAACAUGGAGUGGAUGAAAAUGAUUUUAACAAUGCCGAAACAUUAGGGAUUCUUGUGUAUA
Molecule: messenger RNA, 1078 nt
Organism: Scutellospora calospora
Lineage: Eukaryota; Fungi; Glomeromycota; Glomeromycetes; Diversisporales; Gigasporaceae
Source: the annotation of a GenBank genome assembly